This is a messenger RNA of Penaeus indicus, 3330 nucleotides long. It is a transcript of the gene Gprk1, whose product is annotated as G protein-coupled receptor kinase 1-like. The record is from RefSeq and is a predicted model, not a curated record. The transcript is spliced from 14 exons. Gene Ontology annotation, biological process: regulation of signal transduction; G protein-coupled receptor signaling pathway; protein phosphorylation. Bases 1 to 1704 code for a protein of 567 amino acids. Gene Ontology annotation, molecular function: G protein-coupled receptor binding; G protein-coupled receptor kinase activity; ATP binding. Lineage: Eukaryota; Metazoa; Arthropoda; Malacostraca; Decapoda; Penaeidae.
AUGAAGUUAAGAAACAGACUUUCGCCAUUGACAAUUUUUCCUCUCAUCAAGGCCUACGAGAAGAUCGACAACGCGGAGGAGAGAAGACGGGUGGCACGGGAGAUCUACGACAAUUUCAUCAUGAAGGAGCUCCUGUCCAACACGCACGGAUACAACAAAGAUUCGGUGGCAUACGUACAAAAACAUCUUCAAAAAAACGAGGUUCCUACAGAUUUAUUUGAGCCCUACAUAGAAGAAAUAUUUACGCAUUUACGCGGGGAUCUUUUUGACAAAUUUGUCGAAAGUGACAAGUACACAAGAUUCUGUCAGUGGAAAAACCUAGAACUGAAUAUCCAGCUCACCAUGAACGACUUCAGCGUGCACAGGAUCAUCGGUCGCGGCGGCUUCGGGGAAGUGUAUGGCUGCCGCAAGGCCGACACGGGGAAGAUGUAUGCCAUGAAGUGUCUGGACAAGAAGCGUAUUAAGAUGAAGCAAGGAGAGACUCUAGCACUAAAUGAACGCAUCAUGCUAUCUCUAGUCAGCACGGGGGUUGAUUGCCCCUUCAUUGUGUGUAUGACCUAUGCCUUCCACACACCAGAUAAGCUGUGUUUUAUAUUGGAUCUGAUGAAUGGGGGUGAUCUCCACUACCAUCUCUCACAGCAUGGUGUCUUUAACGAACAAGAAAUGAGAUUCUAUGCUGCAGAGGUGAUACUAGGCCUAGAACACAUGCACCGGCGAUUCAUUGUAUAUCGAGACCUUAAACCAGCAAACAUACUUUUAGAUGAACAUGGGCACGUUAGGAUAUCAGAUCUGGGAUUGGCUUGUGAUUUCUCUAAAAAGAAGCCUCAUGCAUCUGUAUUUUUUAGGAAGAAAAUCUUGUUGAUUCAAAAUGUGGAACUUCCUGAUACAUUUACACAAGAACUCCGGUCCCUUUUAGAAGGUUUACUUCACAGAGAUGUUGACAAGAGACUGGGCUGUAAAGGAAGAGGGGCUGAUGAGGUUAAAGAACACCCUUUCUUCGGAGGCUUGGAUUGGCAGCAGGUCUACCUCCAGAAGUACCAGCCUCCUCUCAUCCCUCCAAGGGGAGAAGUCAAUGCUGCCGAUGCCUUUGAUAUUGGGUCUUUUGACGAGGAGGACACCAAAGGCAUUAAGUUAAUGGAAGCAGACCAGGAUCUUUAUAAAAACUUUCCAUUGGUAAUAAGUGAAAGGUGGCAAACUGAAGUGGCAGAAACAGUAUUUGAGACAAUCAACCAGGAGGCAGAUAAGGUAGAACAUAAACGUCGAGCAAAACACAAAUUUAAGUUUGACACGGAUGAGAAAGAAUCAGAUUGUAUAAUCCAUGGCUACAUCAAGAAGCUAGGUGGGCCUUUCACCUCUGCCUGGCAGACCCGUUACGCCAAGCUUUAUCCAAACCGUGUGGAACUGCAUUCGGAAUCCAGCUCAGGCAAACCUGAACUGAUCUUCAUGGACCAGAUUGAUGAAGUGUCGUCAGAUUUUGUACAGAUAAAGGGGGAGAACUGUAUUGUCCUCAAGACGAAAGACAGCAAGAUUGUCCUGACAAAUCCUGAUGAAAUUGGCCUUAAGGAAUGGUCGAUAUCUUUGAGAUCUGCACACAAAAUGUCUCUGGAGCUUCUAAGCAAUAUGGCAAAGAAGGCUGGCAGAAUCUAUGGGACAGAAGGGAACAACAAGCCCUCUUUCAUGGCUCGCAAUGGCAAUGGCAACUGAGCGCCGAGGAUAGGGCCCAAGUGGACAAGUGUGCUGUGUGUUAUUAUUUUGACCAACCAUGAUUCUCAAAAGAACCAGAAAACUGUCAAGACACUGGCAAACAUCUUCCUCAUUAUUCAUGUACAGAGUUGAAAUAACUUCCAUGAGUGAAGAUCUGUUUGGUAACCAGGGUUAUUUCUUGCACAAAAUUUAAUGUCAUCUGGUCCUUACUUCAGCACAGAAAUAUUCAAUUAAUGAGUCCUACAAAUAAAACACAGGUGAUCUUGAAAGUAAACUGUGAUUAGAUUAAGAAUGAUCUAUUCAGAGUGAAGGACAAUUCAUAGGUUAUUUUUGUCCCUAGGCUUCAUGAUUCUAAUGUCCUGUAGAGAGCUUCUCGGUUCAUGUAUGAGAAAACAGUCAUUCCAUCUGGUUUCAUAGAACCCUUUGAAGUUUGUGAUAUAGAUUCUCAAGAAAUACUUUUUUAACAGUGAGUCUUUUAUGAAGAUGUAACUUAUGGUGCAUUGGUGAAAACAAAGAGUUCAGUCAGAAAAGGAAUAAAAGGAAUUUACCUAUUUUCUUGGAUUGACUGUACAUUUAGCUUGAUAAUGUAAUGUUGCUACCCUCUGCAGUUGUGUACAUUUAUGUGUCUAAAGGAAAGGGUUCAAGAUUUAAAAUCAUACCAUGCCUAUCUCAUGUUUCAUAGGCUGUAGUAAGACUGGGAUACAUGUAGGUGGAAAGAUAACCAUGUAACAGUUCUCCUGUUGCUUGUUGUACUCCAAAGGAUACUUUGAUCCUCAUUGUUCAUUUGAUGUAAAGAAAUGAGGUGGAGUUAAUCUUUGGACUUUUUAAGUGUUCACAGCUCUAUUUUUGUGCCAGAUGAUAGGAAUGAAUCUUUAGGAUUAACUGUUACACUGACACUGUGAUGUCUUACUAAGUGAGUGUGAGAUGAGAUGUGGGAUUAACUUAAUGUGUUGCCAGUGACAACAUGAGCAGUAAACCCCUAUGGUGGACCUGUUGCCAGCUUCUCUUGUUGACACUUUGUCAACUUUGGUGUUGGUAAAAAAAAAUUUCCAUGUUUGUGGUGUUUGUGUUUCCUUCAUUUGUGUGCACGUCAUUGUGCUGCUGUGAGAGUGAUUUAUGUACAUGCAUCAUCUCAGUAACACAUAAGAUUCUUUUAAGAUUUUACUUGAACAGUUACAGUAAAGUGGUACUGCAAGGUGCAUCCGAACAUGUACGCACAACCUUCCUCAAGCAGUGUUGGUGGACCUUGUGCACCAAACUCUAUGCUUGUGAUGAUUAUUUAGUACAGUUUUCCUGUGCUAUUUAGCAAAUACAUUUUGAUCCUUGUGAUAAUUGUGCAUUUUCCUGUCAUGGUGUCAACUGUGAAGCUGUGCAGUACUGUUCAAGUGAAGUACAAUAUCCAUGGCGGGAAUGACUAUUGUGUAUAUUGUCAAGUUUUGUCAGGAAACUGGUCACAAAGGCUUCCUCCCUAUCAUACUUGGAAGGAAAUCAGGAACGGGAAAACCUCACAUUUUUUGACUAUUAUAUAUCCUAUCUGGCAUGUGAAGUGUCUUAUAUGCACCUUAAUACUAUAUAAUUUUCAUUGUAAUUAUGAAAGCGUUAUUAAAUAAAUGAUGAUUUUAUUAA